UAGAAGUGAGGUGGUGAUCGCUCUUUACGCACUCAACCUUCUCAGUCAUAAAAGGCUACGACUAUGAGAGCUUCUCUCAUACGAACCGGUUCGGUUCCGGUCCUGAAUCCGGUCCUUCCCGGUUCACCACGCGUCUCCCUCACGCGCCAAGCCUCCUUCGCCGGCGACAGGAACCACGUUCAAUCGCCUAGGCUUUCAAUGCAUUUCCACUCCAACCACCGCAAGGACACGCCGCCGAACGGGAUAAACAGAGCGUCAACGGGAGGCGCGAUGAUUCGGUCCGCGAGCGAGGAUUUCGGCGUUCGCCAGAAUCCGAAUCGAAGCCAAUCCCGCUCUUUUCCGCGGAUCAUACCCGACGAAGAGGAAUUCCUUUCCGACGGCGAAGGUAGAACCGCUCUACGCAAGCCACUCCACGUCAGAGUCCAGCCGGAGAGCCGAAUUCCGGUGGAAGAACUAGGAUUCGGGAACGGAUCCAGCGAAGGCGGCGAUCACGGCACCGCAACCGUAACCGGCGGGAACGGCGGUGAGAGGAUUAAAAUCGGCGCGUACUACGCGGAAAUGUUGAAGUCAAACCCGACGGACUCGCUUCUGCUGAGAAAUUACGCCAAAUUUCUUCACGAGGUGGAAAAAGACACGGCGAAAGCAGAGGAAUAUUACGGAAGAGCAAUUCUAGCAAAUCCAAGCGAUGGCGAGCUUCUUUCGCUGUACGGGAAAUUGAUAUGGGAAACGGAGAGAGACGGAAAGAGAGCCAAAUCUUAUUUCGAUCAAGCAAUUCAUGUUGCUCCUGAUGAUUGUACGGUACUGGGAUCCUAUGCCCAUUUCACGUGGGAAGCGGAGGAGGAGGAAGAAGAAGAAGAAGAAGAAGAAGCUGAUGACGGAGAAAUGAAGAUGAAUACGGCGACGGGGAUGAUCGCUGCUUUUUAAUAGAAAUGUAGUUCAUGGGGUUUGUGAAGGCCACCUGUGUGUUUAUAGUUCUAACUGGCAUUGAAUGUGAAGGUUACACUACACGAUAACAAUAAAUGGUCUCUUCUCUUUUGUUUGAUGUGUCUAACUGUGAGCUCCUAAAAGAGGCCCUACCUUAGAAGAUGAGAGAAUGAAAGCGAAACCUUUGUGUCUUUUACUUUCCUUCUUGUUCCUUCAACUUGCUGUACCAUGUAACUUUCUUUGUACAUGUAACUCUUUGCAGUAUUUAGUUAAGGAUACGAAGUUGUAACAUUUUGUUAAAUAAUGCACUGCCAAUUUUCGUUACGCUGCUAUU
Abrus precatorius (Indian licorice) is the source of this 1258-nucleotide messenger RNA. RefSeq lists its product as uncharacterized. Bases 64 to 924 code for a protein of 286 amino acids. The record is from RefSeq and is a predicted model, not a curated record. The transcript is spliced from 3 exons. Lineage: Eukaryota; Viridiplantae; Streptophyta; Magnoliopsida; Fabales; Fabaceae. Gene Ontology annotation, molecular function: protein binding.